AUGUGGAGCUCUGGUGCGCAGAGUGCGGUGCAGUACCAACAGCAUCCUGAAACUAAUCGCGAGCAGGCUGGACUGCACAUAUUUUUAAAGGCAGACACAAAAGGUCCGGCCACUGUUAAAGGUAGAAGACAAGAGUUACCAGAUGAGGAAAACACCGAGCCAACAGCCUCUGCUAGGUUUACGACGGCCUCGUCGACAAAGAAACGCCCACCGCGAACUACGCCACUGCGUGUUUCGUUUGAAGAAAGUUGCGACUACUUGGCACAUUAUUGCUUAAAAGCCUAUAAUACCGGAAUACUCUGCGGCAGGACAUUGUAUUACACUUACCACACCUUCAAAAACUACUGUUUACUUGAUUACGUGAAUUGCAUGGAAAGAUACGAAGUAUGGCAAGUAGUCCACAUGGGGGAAUGUUUCAACGUUACUGAACUAUCUGAAUAUUUAGUGUACCCCUAUGAUGACGACUAUUUCCUAGAUCAGUACUACGUGCUGGAAGAUCACUGAAUAACAUAAAUUUAG
Molecule: messenger RNA, 519 nt
Organism: Vanessa tameamea
Lineage: Eukaryota; Metazoa; Arthropoda; Insecta; Lepidoptera; Nymphalidae
Exons: 6
Coding region: 1-504 (167 amino acids)
Source: RefSeq, a predicted model, not a curated record